Drosophila bipectinata is the source of this 3002-nucleotide messenger RNA. NCBI's taxonomy places the organism in Eukaryota, Metazoa, Arthropoda, Insecta, Diptera, Drosophilidae. The record is from RefSeq and is a predicted model, not a curated record.
UCAGUUUUCAGUCGAGUGCCAGCUUGGGCGCAAAGCGGGCGACAAUCCCACGGAUCUCGGUUUUGGGUUCGGUUGAGAUAGUUUCGUUUUGAAUGGUUUCAUUUGUGUUUUUUGUCGGGGCGGGGGAAGCAAAGUGUCGCCUUCGUGGAAAGAUAAAUAAAUAAAUACAGAAAAGACACAAACAGAGUAGUGCCCAGCAUGUUUUGAAAUCAGUUUUCGGCAUCGACAAGCCCCGAAUCGCAACUGCAAAUGCAGCACAUUGCCGGGCAGUUAAUUACAUCGAAUUAACUUUAAUUUGGCGUGUGAUAAGCUCGCUAUAAUUAAACCGCUACACCGCGUUAAAACUCAAUUUAGACCAGCUCGGAGUUUGGCUUUGAGCAGAUGAACUGGCGAGUGAACAAGUUGGCCGUUGUCAAGGAGCUGCCUUAUUGCAUAACCCCCAAAAAACAAGUCCAAGCAUCCCUAAAUCAGUGCAAGUGACCUCAACGAAGAGAUACCCACGUAUAGCGUAUAUUACCUCUGUAUGGACCGCAUUAAGUGCGAAGCGUAUAAAAGGCUCAUCAACCGAAAUCUUCUGUAAUUUGCUCAAUUGGCGCGUUGUCCGGCGAUCAGCGUUUGGCGGCCUGUAUCCAAGAGAUACUUUUGCAGUAUCUCUACCUAGCAGCGUAUUAAAGUUAACAGUUGAGCACCAAGAUGGCGUUUAACAAGAUUGUCUUCUUGGCUUUAUUAGCCCUAAGUUCCAUUUGUGGUUUGGCCUCUGCAACCUACAAAGUGGGCGUGGGCCGAGCUGACAUCACAGGACCUUCUGUGGAAAUUAAUUUUAUGGGCUAUGCCAAUAUUAAACAAAUUGGCCGGGGCAUCCACACCCGAGUCUUCGCCCGAGCCUUUGUGGUGGAGGACGAGAACGGCAACCGAGUGGCCUUUGUGAGUGCCGACUGCGGCAUGAUGGGCUAUGGCCUGAAGAGGGAGGUGGUGAAGCGUCUACAGGCACGUUAUGGCAAUAUCUACACCACCGAGAAUGUGGCCCUGAGUGGCACCCACACCCACGGUGCUCCUGGUGGAUUCUUGAUGCACUUGCUCUACGAUAUCUCCAUUCUGGGCUUUGUUCCCCAAACCUUCGAGACAAUGGCCCAGGGCUUGUACUUGAGCAUCAAGAGAGCCACCGACAACCUGGUUAAUGGUAGGAUUUUCCUUUCCAAAACCACUGUCUUGAAUGUAAACAUCAACCGCUCACCCUCCUCCUAUCUGAGAAAUCCCGCCGAGGAGCGUGCUCAGUACGAGCACGAUACGGAUAAGACCCUGACCCAGUUGAAGUUUGUGGACUUGGAUAACAAUUUGCUGGGAGCAUUUAACUGGUAUGCCGUCCAUGCCACCUCGAUGAACAACACCAACAAACUGGUGACCAGCGACAACGUGGGAUAUGCUGCCCUCCUCCUUGAAAAGGAGUACAAUCCGAACAAGAUGCCUGGCAAGGGAAAGUUCGUAGGCUCCUUCUGCUCUUCCAACCUCGGGGAUGUCUCGCCCAACAUAAUGGGUCCUAAGUGUUCUAUUUCUGGCAAUGAAUGUGAUCUGCUCAGCUCCCGUUGUCCUGCCGGUGAAGGAGAUUGCUUCGCCUCCGGUCCCGGUAAGGAUAUGUUUGAGAGCACCCAGAUCCUGGGUCAAAGGUUAGCCGAUGCUGCUCUCCGUUUGCUGGCCGACAAUAGUCAGGAGACGGAGACCAAGGCCCGCGAGGUCACUGGAGAUGUUCGCUUCAUUCAUCAGUUCGUGGACAUGCCCAACUACAAUGGAAGUACCUACAAUCCUUUGAGCCGGAAAAUCGACAAGAUCCGUGGAUGUCAGCCCGCUAUGGGUUACAGUUUUGCUGCUGGUACCACCGACGGACCAGGAGCCUUUAGUUUUGAACAGGGCACCACCACAGACAAUGCCAUGUGGAACUUCGUGAGGGAUUUCAUAGCCGCCCCAACCCAGGAGGAUAUCAAGUGCCAUGAACCAAAGCCCAUUCUUUUGGCCACUGGCAGGGCCACCUUCCCUUACGAGUGGCAGCCAAAAAUUGUGUCCGAUCAGUUGCUGAAAAUAGGAGACGUUAUCAUUGCCGCAGUUCCCUGCGAGUUUACCACAAUGGCCGGAAGACGUCUAAGAAAUCAAAUUCGCGCUGCUGCCGAAGCCAUAUCCGGUAUCGAGCCCGAGGUGAUCAUCGCCGGACUGACCAACAUCUACACGAGUUACACCGUCACCCCGGAGGAGUACCAGGCCCAGCGUUACGAAGCCGCAUCCACCAUCUUCGGACCACACACCCACUCCAUCUACAUGGAUGUUUUUGAGCGAUUGACCAAGGCGAUGAUGAAGAACGAGACCGUCGAGCCGGGUCCAAGUCCGCCUUACAUGAACGAUGUGAUGUUGUCCCUGAACACUGGAGUCCUCUUCGACGGACAUCCCAUCAAUACCGAUUUCGGUUACGUCAAGUCGCAGCCUAACAAGGAGUACGGAAUCAAUGAAACCGUAAAGGUCACCUACAUAUCUGGAAAUCCUCGCAACAACCUUUUCACCGAAAAAACAUACUUCACUGUGGAGCGAAAAAUUAAUGAGGAUCGCUGGAAGGUGGCCUACACGGAUGCCAGCUGGGAAACGAGAAUGAUCUGGCACCGUACCAACACCAUUCUAGGCUUCAGUGAGCUAGAUAUCUACUGGGACAUUAGUCCGCAAACACUUCCUGGAGAGUACCGCAUCCGGCAUUCGGGAGAGUACAAGUACAUCCUCGGCGGAAAGUAUCCCUACGAGGGUCUGUCGCAUUCCUUCACCGUGAAGGAGGAUUAGGUGUAAAUUAAGACAACCCCGAUAGAGAGUUUGUCCCAUUUAAAUAUUCCUGGCCAAAAAUAUUUUGGCCCAUCAAAAUGAAAAUCCAACACUGAUUCCAUGUAUUUAUUUACCAUUUGUAAGUGAGAGGAAAAGCUUUAUUUUUGCAGAUUGCGAAUAAAAAAGAUGCCAAAUUUUGUUGAAACUAA